GUUUUUUGGGGGGGGGGCGAGAGUGAGUAGUCGCCAUCGUUCCAAAUGAAGCCGGAACGUUCGUUUCUUCGGGUUUUUGUUGCAGCAGGGGAAAGAAAAUAACGGCGUCCCUCCUUCCGGUGCUGGCGUGCGUGCGAGCCCAUUGGCCGGCCGCACAGCCAAUCCGGGGUCGUCUUCCUCUUUGCUCAGGCUGGGCCACGCCCACCCGCUGCCUGGUUUCGCGUGUCCGGGUCGCCCAGGGAAGGACGCGCGAGGGUUGUUUUUUUUUGCACGUGGGAACGCGGGGCUGGGACACGGGUUCCCCGAGAGAUGCGGCUCCUUCGCGUCUGGAAGAAGAUCUGGGCGAGGAGGGGCGGCCCCCGCCGGGAAUACACGGCAGCAUCUCUUCCCUCCCAAGUUGCAGAGCGCCUGGCACUUUACCAGAGGCUGAAGGCUGCUGCAGACGAGCGCCAAGCGGAGCAAACCCUCCGGGAGAAGCGUCCAAUCUUGGUCUCCUUGCCAGAUGGUCGAAGCAUCGAGUGCGAAUCCUGGACUAUCACCCCUUAUCAGCUGGCCUUGCAGAUCAGUCAGAAUCUGGCCAAGACGGUGGUGACGGCACGAGUGAACGGAAGCCUUUAUGACUUGGAUCGUCCUCUGGAGGGUGAUGCCACUGUGGAAUUCCUGGGGUUUGAUUCUCAGGCCGGACAAGAGCUGUUCUGGCAUUCCAGCGCCCACCUCCUGGGCGAGGCUGCUGAGCGCUUCUAUGGUGCCCUGUUGUGCCACGGGCCCAGCACCGACCAGGGCUUCUUCUACGACCUGUAUUUGGACGAGGAACGGAAGGUGUCUAGUAAAGACCUCCCCACCCUGGAAGAGCUCUGCAAAGUGACCGUCGCAGCCAAGGUCCCUUUUGAACGGCUGGAGGUUUCCCGAGAGGAUCUGCUGGAGCUCUUCAAGCACAACCGAUUCAAACUGGAUAUCAUCGGACGGCGCGUGAAGUCUCGGACUGCCACCGUCUACAGAUGUGGGACGUUAGUCGAUCUCUGCCAGGGGCCCCACCUGCGGCACAGCGGGGAGAUCCGAGCCCUGAAACUCCUCAAGAACUCUGCCUCCUCCUGGCAAGGAGACCCCUCCGGAGAGUCCCUGCAACGCAUUUAUGGCAUCGCCUUCCCCAGCGCCCAGCAGUUGGCCGCCUGGGAGCGUGCCCAGGAAGAGGCUGCCCAGCGGGACCACCGGCGCAUCGGAAAGGACCAGGAACUUUUCUUCUUUCAUCCGUUGAGCCCCGGGAGCUGCUUCUUCCUUCCCAAAGGGACCCACAUCUACACAACCCUCAUGGACUUCAUCAAGAGCGAGUACCUUAAGCGCGGCUUCUCCGAAGUCAUCACCCCCAACGUUUUCAACGCCAAACUCUGGGAAAUGUCCGGUCACUGGGAACAUUACGGCGAGAACAUGUUCACCUUCCCUGUGGAAGACCAGACCUUUGCCCUCAAGCCCAUGAAUUGUCCCGGCCACUGCCUCAUGUUCAGCCACCGGCCCCGAUCCUGGCGGGAGCUGCCCCUGCGGCUGGCCGACUUCGGGGUGCUCCAUCGCAACGAGUCCUCGGGGGCUCUGACGGGGCUGACUCGGGUCCGGCGCUUCCAGCAGGAUGAUGCCCACAUCUUCUGCUCCAUGGACCAGCUGGAGGGCGAGAUCAGAGGCUGCCUCGAUUUCCUGCAGGCCGUUUACUCCGUCUUCGGAUUCACGUUCCGCUUCUUCCUCUCCACCCGCCCCCAACACUUUCUCGGGGACCCCCCUCUCUGGGAUCAGGCCGAGCAGCUGUUGGAAAAGAGCCUCCGGGAGUUUGGCCAACCGUGGGAACUCAACCCCGGGGACGGCGCCUUCUAUGGGCCCAAGGUGGACAUUCAGAUCCAGGACGCUCUGGGCCGAUACCACCAGUGUGCCACCAUUCAGCUGGACUUCCAGAUGCCGCUUCGCUUUGACCUCUCCUACCAGGGCAGGAACAAUGGGGCCCCCGAGAGGCCGGUCAUGAUCCACCGGGCAGUGCUUGGCUCUGUGGAGAGGAUGCUGGCAGUCUUGGCCGAGAAUUACGGGGGCAAGUGGCCCUUCUGGCUGUCCCCCUCCCAAAUCAUGGUGAUUCCGGUGGGCCCGGACGCAGAGGAGUACGCUGCCGAGGUCCACCGGCUCUUCCAGCAGGCGGGAUUCCAGACAGACCUGGAUGUCGAUUCGGGAGUGACCCUCAACCGCAAAAUCCGAAGAGCCCAGCUGGCCCAGUACAACUUCCAGUUUGUGGUCGGCCGGAAGGAGGUGACCCACCGCACCGUCAACGUCCGCAGCCGAGACAACCACCGUCAUGGGGAGAGAGAUUUGCACGAGGUGCAGCACCGGCUCCGGGAACUCCAGGAGACGCGGGCCAGAAACGCGGAGGAGCUCUUCUGAGCCAAAGGCUGGCAUGCUUCACGUGCCCAGGAGGGGGCUCUGAGGCGCCACCCUUCGUUCCAAGGACCUAGUCCUCACUGAGGAGUCGAGGCUGAGAAGCAGCCGCCCGAGGGCUCAGGAUCUCCCGCCGUCAGGCACCUGUCUCCCUCCUAGCCGAGUGCUCAGGAGAUCCCCCAUCCUUCCUCGGGGGGCAGCACAGCUUCCUGGAGCGCCUGGCAUUACCUGGGCUGAUCACCUGCACAAGGCCCAGCUGGGCCACCCUCUGGAGGUUCUCCGCAGCUCUGGGACUCUGCCCCCCCCCCCUUCAGUGCCCUUUCUGGAGGCAUGCAUAGCUGUAUUUGGGGGAGGGGGUGCAAAAACCUUUCCUGACCAAGGAAGGUGAACUUACAAGUUAGCUCUGGAUCCCCUGGCCAACCCUCCCCCCAGGCCCCUCCCUCCCUCCCUCCCUCCCUCCCUUCCUCCCGGGGAUGUUUUGAUGCCCCUGCUGAUAAGGGCUGACCCCCCCAGAUGUUCAAGGAGUGACACAGAGGAAGCUCUGGGGGGGUCCUUCCCCCAGCUGACUCAGAUGCUGUCCCCCCCCCUCCCCUUGCUUAAGAGCUGGAAACUUCCAUAAUGCAAAGGAGAAAAGCUGGGAGGGGCAGCUUGAGCUUCUCGCAAGGAUUCCUCCCGUCUCUCUCAGGAAAAUGUGUGGCACGCCUGUGAAUGCUCUGGGCAACUGAACCUCCAUGUUCCGAGGCAGUCUACCUCCGUGUACGGGGAAGGCUCUGCUUUCCGGAACAGGACGUGCCUGUUGUGGCCCAUCAGCAGACAGGCCUCCCGGAGCCGGCCUUGGUGACAGCUCCCAAAAACAGUUUGGCCCCAGAGGUGACUCUGUCGAUCAGCGCUGACUCAGUUGUGCUCGGAGCCAGGCGUGGCUCUUCUCCCUGGAGGUUCGAAACAGCUCCUGAGUGGAGACUGGCAGCCGCUGCACUGAGGGUGCUGUGGGGGGGGGGGGGUGUUGCAGCCCCUCCCUCAGGGCUCCCUAACCCUCAGUGGGGCAAAGCAUUUUCACUCGCCUUUCGGGAAAACCUCCCCAAAGCAUCGUUCACCUGUAGCAGAAUGAAAUAAACCCUCUUCAAUCUA
This is a messenger RNA of Pantherophis guttatus, 3534 nucleotides long. RefSeq names its product threonine--tRNA ligase 1, cytoplasmic-like. The record is from RefSeq and is a predicted model, not a curated record. Gene Ontology annotation, biological process: threonyl-tRNA aminoacylation. Gene Ontology annotation, cellular component: mitochondrion; cytoplasm. Gene Ontology annotation, molecular function: ATP binding; threonine-tRNA ligase activity. NCBI's taxonomy places the organism in Eukaryota, Metazoa, Chordata, Lepidosauria, Squamata, Colubridae.